CUCCUCCUCUCCUCUCUUAGUGCUGGUAGCCUACUAUAUUUAAACAGCUGUCUUAGAGCAGAGACGGGAUUCAAGGCUUGUAGUUUGGUUUCCUUUCCUGACUGUACAGGCAUUUUCAUAAAGAUCCCAAUUCUUCUCAUCGGACCUGCUGCUAAAGGUAGACUCCAGCACCUAAAUGCUUCCAGACGGGAAGAUGUAUGCAUUAUUGACCAGACCCCAAAAUAAGAGUGGGUUCAAGCCACUGCCUGUUGUGAUCAUAGGGAAUGGACCUUCAGGAAUCUGUCUCUCGUAUUUGCUGUCAGGCAACAUCCCUUACUUCAAAAGAGACUGUCUUCAUCCUCAUCCCAUUCUCCAGAGGAAGCUGCAAGAGGCACCAGAUGUCUCCAUUUUGGACCAGGAUUUGGAGUAUUUGUCUGAAGGCUUGGAGGGACGAUCCCACAGCCCUGUGGCUCUUCUGUUUGAUGCUCUUCAGCGUCCAGACACAGACUUUGGUGGAACAGCAGAAUCUGUCCUCACUUGGUGGCACGAGACCAACAGAGCCAUCCCCCAUCUGGUCCUUGGCAGAAACGCUCCUGGAGGUGCCUGGCAUUCUAUCGAGGGCUCUAUGGUUACGCUGAGCAGAGGGGAAUGGAUGGGACUCCCAGAUCUCCCGUUCAAAGACUGGCUAAAGCAAAAAAGGAGAGGCCUCAGAAACAAUAGAGCCACAGCAGAAGACAUUGCUCAAUAUUACCAACACUAUGUGAUGAAGAAAGGACUGCAGAAGAAUUUCAGAUGCGGUACUGUUGUGGUCUCUGUGAGGAAAGUGAGCGCAGAGAGCAUCUCCAACAGCGCACAGAAAGAUCUGCAGGAGAAUAGUGACUCAUUCGGGAAUUUCAAUGAGAAGAGUGCAGAGGUUUUUCAGGUGGAUGGAUUUUUCAGAACUGUGAAAGGUGAUAAAGAGCCCUUCUCCAUCUAUGCAGAGAAUGUGGUCUUAGCUACAGGAACAUAUGAUAGUCCUACUUGGCUUGGGGUCAAGGGAGAGAACCUUUCCUAUGUCCAUCACCAGCUGUCUGCCCUAGAGGAAGCAGUGAAGAACAACAACAUUGGCAUCAUGUCAGAUCCAGUCUUGAUUGUAGGUGCUGGUCUGACAGCUGCUGAUGCGAUUCUCUUUGCUCACCAUUGCAAUAUUCCAGUAAUCCAUGUUUUUCGGAGGAGAGUCGGUGAUCCAGGUCUUAUUUUUAACCAGCUCCCCAAAAUUAUGUACCCCGAAUACCACAAAGUCCAUCAGAUGAUGAAAGAACAGUCAGCUGCGUGUGCUGGGCCCUAUGAGUGUUAUGUUAGCCUUCCUGAACAUCACGUGCUAUCCUUCAGCAAGGACAAGAAAUGUAUCUGUCAGGACAAGAAUGGCUGCCAGAAAGUUUAUAAAAUUUCCAUGGCUCUUGUUCUGACUGGCUCAAACCCCAACCUCUCCUUUCUGCCAAAUAAUGGCAUGGACUUGGCAAUGGACAGUGACCAACCAGUCAAUCCAAAGAGGAACCCCAUAGAUGUUGACCCAUUCACCUAUGAGUGCACUCAGGAGAAAGGGCUUUAUGCUUUAGGACCCCUAGCUGGAGAUAACUUUGUACGCUUUGUACAGGGAGGGGCUCUGGCCGUUGCCAGCUCUCUGUUAAAGAAAGCAAACAAAAAUCCCCCCUAACAAAAAAAAAUAUCCUUGUGCUAACUGUCUGAAUGGGUUCCUGCUGGUUUCUUAGAGAAGCAAGUCAUCUGAUACGUAAUCCUCCAAUGUAAAGCCCACUCCUGGUAUUCUCCAAGGUUAUGCAAAGAGUUACUAAGUUCUUACUGAGUUAUUUGAGAAAAUCAAGUCACCAAAUACAGAGUGGGUUUCACACACAGCAGUACCUUCGGUCCCUGGGGUACAGCUCCUUUCCUGCGUGGCUGUGCAUGAAGGCUGCAGGGGCUUUGACUUUCAUGCCUGGAAGAGUAGGGGCAAGGUAGGAUUGCCCGUCUAUGUAACACCUCCCAGGUUGCUGGAAAUUGAAUUGGGGAACGAUUAAUGUUAAUUGUUUUCAGACAGCAGGCGGACAACCCUGUGUCUGUCAGCGUCUUACAGUGUUUUUUCAUGAAACAAAGUAAACCAACGUGGUUUUAUUUGCUCCAGUGGCUUGGCUGUAUGUUCUUAGUAGGCCAGAAAUUACUGAAAGAUGCUGCAGGUACCUCUCUGGCACAUGAAGUGGUACUCUGCAAAUCAAAACUGACAUAGAAACAGUCAACACUGACACCAGCAACAACUAAUAUGUGGUAUCUUUUUUAUCAAGAGAUUCCUGUGAUGUUUUUUUCUCCUUCUUCAGAAGGAAUGAUACUGAUCUACAAACACUUGGCUUGCCACCCUGCAGCUUUCUACUUUCCAAAUCUUAAAACUGCAAUAACCAAAUUCUUGGCAGCUCCUGUAGAGACAGCAGAACUAAAGGGGAGCUACUGGUCUGUCUUGUAACUGCCCAGGUACUGUAUGGGGGGGCUUCUGCUGCACAGAAUUUUUCAGAAAGAUGCAAUAUAUUGUGUAAAUGUCUAAUGUAAUGUGAUUUUUCUAAAAAGAAUAAAAUAGAAUAAAAUUCUGUUUGUGUAAAGGGGAAAUUGGCACAGUCACUUUUUGAUGGUUUUAUGCUAUAUAUAGCAAUUUUUUUAAUGCUAGUUUUCUAAAAGUUUUUUAUUUGCAAGAUAUUUUGUUACAGGCUUUCAGUCAGUGUUUUGGCUGAGCUGGGGUGGGUGGGAAUGACGCCUUACAUUGCGAACAGCAUUCUCAACAGACCUACAGGACCUUUCAUACCUCUCACAGGAUUUUUCUCACAGGAAAAAUCAGUCCUAGCUAAUCUUACUUGAUGUAAAGACAGACUCUGCUCCCUGUGCUGCACUGAAACACACUGACAUGACAUGUCAUGACACGACAGGGUGCUGCAGAUGUCUCUGGAAAGCUCAGUAUGUGGAGACAGUGGACCAGCCUCAGGUUGAGGUGUGUGAGGAGCUUGUCUGUGGUGUUGCUGUAUCACACCUGAAUAUUUUUACCACUUACUAUUCUUGUAUGAAAUUUUUCAAUAAAGUGAUUUCAGACU
Falco peregrinus (peregrine falcon) is the source of this 3086-nucleotide messenger RNA. It is a transcript of the gene OSGIN1, whose product is annotated as oxidative stress induced growth inhibitor 1. Lineage: Eukaryota; Metazoa; Chordata; Aves; Falconiformes; Falconidae. The record is from RefSeq and is a predicted model, not a curated record. The coding region runs from base 176 to 1675 and encodes 499 amino acids. The transcript has 6 exons.